AUGGGCUCUAUUACCAGAAUAACGCGAGCUCUGCUCGGUGUCAUCGUGCUUCUUCGGCCGGUACUUGGAGUCCCGACGGCAGAUAUCCUCCCCCGAGCCGAUGCAACGACCUGCAACGGGCGAUCAGAGUACUGCUCACGGUCCUACUCGAAUAUCACAUUCGUGGGCUCUCACGAUUCUGCAUUCGUGGGAGAUCUGCCCCAGCAGAAUCAGAACAUCGACAUCACAGCGCAGUUGAAUAUGGGCAUCCGGUUCCUACAAGCGCAAACGCAUCACUCGCUGCUAGACGACAAAGUCUUGGAACUAUGCCAUACUUCGUGUCUGCUGGAGGACGCAGGGACUUUGAAGUCUUUUCUCGGUACUGUGAAGUCAUUCCUAGAUGCCAACGUGAACGAGGUUGUCACACUUCUGCUCACAAACGGCGAUUCUGUCGAUAUCACCGAGUUCGGGAGCACUUUCUCGAGCAGUGGGAUCGAUAGUUAUGCAUUUGUGCCAUCGUCCAAUCCAUUGCCGAUUGGCGACUGGCCAACCAUCGGUGAACUAAUCUCCAGUGGGAAAAGACUAGUCGUUUUUCUAGACUACGGCGCCGACACGAGCAAAGUAGACUACAUCCUCGACGAAUUCGCCUACUACUUCGAAACCGCUUACGACGUCACCGACUCGAGCUUCUCCAGCUGCAGCAUCGACAGACCAUCUGGGGCCUCCGCCUCCGGCCGUAUGUACAUUGUCAAUCACUUCCUCGACGUGGAUAUUCUAGGAGUGAAGAUCCCAGAUCGUGGGGCGGCAAGUACUACAAAUGCGGCGACGGGCAAGGGUAGUAUCGGUGCGCAGGCUGCAGAGUGCGAGGCACUGUAUAACAGGGCACCGAAUGCCGUGUUGCUGGACUUUGUGGAUAAAGGAAAUGUUAUGGAGGCUCAGAAUCAGUUGAAUGGGUUUUAA
This is a messenger RNA of Penicillium cataractarum, 939 nucleotides long. RefSeq lists its product as uncharacterized. Bases 1 to 939 code for a protein of 312 amino acids. Lineage: Eukaryota; Fungi; Ascomycota; Eurotiomycetes; Eurotiales; Aspergillaceae. Gene Ontology annotation, molecular function: phosphoric diester hydrolase activity. The record is from RefSeq and is a predicted model, not a curated record. The transcript is spliced from 2 exons. Gene Ontology annotation, biological process: lipid metabolic process.